AGAAAACUUGUUACAAACAAUGUAAACAAAUUCAGUUUUGCAAUAUGUUCAAUAAUAAUGUUGUAUGUGUUGUUCUUACACUUCUCAUAUGAGAGAGGACUGCCAACAGAUCAAGGAUUCAAGGUUGGGUACAGAGACCAACGUUCUCGGCAAGUGGCUAUCCAAACCUUCAAUUCCACAUCAAUACAUACAGAGUUAUGGUUGCCACAGACAAUCCCAGAAAUACUUAGAAAGUUAACACUUUUGAGGGAUAUGUAUAAAUAUACAGACGCUGAUGUAAAAAUGAUCAUUGAAACACUACGAUUCGCUAAAGAUGAAAUGUCCGGCUAUAUGAGGAGGUCAGGAAGGCCUUACUUUCAGCACUGUAUAGGUAUGGCAGGUUGUCUGCUUGAUGUAGGGGCAUCACUUGAACUUGCUCUAUCUGCAUUGGUCCACUCUGCUUAUGUAUUUGGGAAACAGGCACAGGAUCUAACAAAUGCUGAUGAUAUAUGCGAAUUACGAAAAAGAGUAGUGGAAGAUGUUGGACUGGGGGUAGAAUACUAUUUAUGGAGUUACACAAUCUUUCCUCGCCCAAAUCUAGGUGACAGUGCAAUGUGGAUUGCAAGAGAAGGUAUAGAACGGGGACUACACAAGACUUCAAAAAUGUUUCCAAGGCUAAGAGGUUCUCUUUUGGGUCACCUUUGCAAUGAACUUGAUGAGUUUUACCACUUUGAUCAAAGGUUUGGACGUAGUCGUUAUAGAAGUCAAGCUUUCAGAGAAAAUGCAACUUACGUGUUAAACAAACUGGGAUACCCUGGAUUAGCAGAUAAGCUGAACACUCUAUUUGCCAAACACAUCCAAUUGGACAAUCCUGCUACGGAAUCUGAGAAACAAUAUAAAAUGACAGAGGAGAAAUUUGCUAAAAAAUUUUACAAGGUGUUUAAAUCAUCAUUUAAACAGCAUUACGGACCUGGCCCAAGAAAAUUUCAUCGAAUUGUGGACUUUGAUAAAAUUGAUGAGCAUCAUAUAUUGGCACACUUUGAUGACCAUUAUGGACAACUCGAGAACCUUUGCCCUGAUAUACCACUUUAUGAGCCUCCUGUGAAAGUAUGAGUCUCUUGUGAAAGAAGCAGCAGAGACUAGAAAGGGAAAAUUGUUAUAAGCAAGCAAUCUUUUCAGAAAACCUGCCAAUGUUUCCUUAAUAUAAUUUAGUUUUUGAGAACAAUUUGAGAUAUCCUGAUGAACUAUUGAUAUAGUUUAUAUUGUUACACUA
Owenia fusiformis is the source of this 1252-nucleotide messenger RNA. NCBI's taxonomy places the organism in Eukaryota, Metazoa, Annelida, Polychaeta, Sabellida, Oweniidae. The record is from the annotation of a GenBank genome assembly.